GUGCACCAAUACGUCAUAAAGCCGCUUUUGCCCAUCGAAGCCACUAAUGCGGUUAUUGCUGACAAAAGAACAAGUGCGUGCGUGUACAGUGAGGAAUCUUCUGGCUGGUUUGUUUUUGUUGUCCUGCUGUCAAUCAAAAGGGGGCAGGACGCUUGUCUCGUGCAUCCUAGCAUAGCUGGCUGCGUAUUAAACUAGCGAACAGCCGAUGCAGGAAGUCCAACAAAGUUGCUGUUUAAAACCACUUCAGUGUUUUAAUUGCACACCCAAAGGCGGACAUGACUUCUUCGGGCUCCUCGACAAUUGGGGAGCUAUUCCAUACUCUUGGUGAAAUGGGCUUCACGCAGGAGCAGAUCCAGGCGGCCGUGCAGGCCGGCCAUUUUUCCGUGAUGGACGCGGCUGAGUGGCUCCUGCAGGGUCAUCAGCAUCCACGACACAGUUUGCUCAAGCAGCAGACGGGGCCUGCCGAAACUGCGUUUGCGGCUUUUAACCCCCCUAAAGAAUCAGCAAGCGCAUCCGAAUCGUACGCACCUGCUGCUGACUGUCCAAUCGGCUCGUUAGUGCUGAGGCCGGAGAAGUCGUCGCCCCCAUCCCGAGAGCUGCACCCCGUCGAGUCUCGCAUCAAACAGGACAAAAGUGACUUUGAGGAGCAGCAAAGGCAACGCGUGGCUAAGGAGGCGCGGGCGGAGCGCCGGCAAAAGAAACAGGAGAGAGAGUUGGUGCUCAAGCGCAUCGCCGAUGAUCGGAGAAGCUUACAGGAGAAGAAAAGCAGCCAGUCAGGCGCUGCGGUGGGGGCGGCAUUGCCGUCCAAUGGCAAUCAAGGGCACGCUCAGGGAGGGAAGGUUCAGAGUAACGCGGAUAACAACUGUAUCCUCAUGAUCCGGCUGCCGUCCGGUGAGUCCAUGCGCGAACGCUUCCCGGCUGACGCGCCGCUGCGCAGCGUCGUGCAGCACAUCACCGGAUGUCACCCCUCCCUCCCCGCCUUCUCUCUCCUCCAGGGAUUCCCACGCAAACGCUUUGGGGAGGCCGAGCUAUCCUGCUCGCUGCGCUCCCUCGGCCUCACGCCCAACGCCGCCCUUUGUAUUCAGACAACCCCCCCGGAAACCCCCCAGGAUCCGGCCGGUCCUGCCCAGCCUCCCCCGGUUGAGUGCGACCGGCAGGUGUGUCCCGCUCCUCAGGCCCCCGCCGUCCAGGAGAGGGCGGGAAGGCCGGACCUUGGCAUACCCUCUCUGCUUCCCAAUCAUGUGUGGGAAGAGGCUGCCAGUCUCGCGGGUAUCGCUGGAAAUGCUCCUCUGCAUGGGCCCUCUCACUUUUGGGGGCGAGGCCAAAAGUUGGUUGCUGGCAAUCUCGAGGAAGCCGCUGACGUCCAACUCGACCAGGCAGAAGAGGAGGAGGAGCAGGAGGAGGAGGAAGAGGAGGAUGAUGAAGAAGAAGAAGAAGGAGGAGGAGGAGGAGAAGAGGGAGUAGCUCCACAUUUCCCGAACGGUAUGCCGCAGCUGCCAUUCCUCCUGGAGAACAGGAACCGCGGCGGUUUCGUGUCCAGGCAUCGCUGGCCCGAGCAGGGCAAUCGACUCAGGGAGGCCCCGGCAGACGAACCGGCGCACGAGCCAGAUGACGCCGAAGGGCGAGGGGCGCACGGAGCCGCCGGUCAGGCCGCCGUGGAGCGUCUGCUGCGGGUGGCGAGGCGCCAAGACGCCGGGCACGCCGCUCAGGGACAGCCUCUUCCCGCCAAGAGGUCUUUCAAGAUCCCCAGCGUCUCCUCGCUCUGCGCCUUGGCCACUCGCGCUACCGUUCACCUGAUGACGGCUCCCAGCAUGCAGUACAGCAGCAGUCUGGCCAGCCUGACUCCCGAGCUGGCGGAGCUUCUGCUGAGCCACAUGGCCCAGGAGCGUCUGCUGCGCCCACGCAACCUGGAGCUGUUCUUCGGCUGCCCGCUGCAGAAGUUUGUCCUCAACUGCUACCCGUACUCCACCAACGAGCUUCUGCGCCAGCUGCGUGCCUUUACCGCGCUCAAGCACCUCAGCCUGGUCAACUCGCCGCUCAUCACAGAUUCCGGCCUGUCAAUUCUCUCCAGUCUGGUUAAACUGCAGUACCUCAACUUGGCCUCCUGCAGCAAACUGACCGACUCUUGUCUGCAGUACAUCACAGUUCUCAAAAACCUGUCCUUCCUCUCACUGGACCAGACCAAAGUGACGGAUGCGGGAGUGACACUGUACCUGCGCUCGGCGCCGCCGUGCCUCUCGCAGCUCAGCCUCAACCAGACGGCGAUUGGCGAGGCCACGCUGGCCGCGCUGCCCGCAGGCGUGCCACAGCUGCGGAUGCUCAACAUCAAGCAGACCAAGGUGUCUGAUGUGUCCGCACUGUCCGAGUUGCCGGGCCUGCAGACACUCAACCUGGACGGCACGAACGUGACCGAGGCCUCGCUGGCGCAGCUGGGCGCCCACCCGUCCCUCUCGUCCCUCAGCCUCGCGGGGAUACGCGUGUCGGACGGCGACCGCGCCCUGCACGUCGUCUCGGGUCUGCCUUUGACUCACCUGAUACUCCCGGGACGUCACUCAGUCACGGAUAGCGGACUGGUGUUCCUUUCGCAGCUGUGGCUACUGACGGAGCUCGACCUGACGGAUUAUACGCAAGUCACAGACCAGGGAGUUCAGCACCUGUGUACUAUGACCAGGUUAAAGAAGUUGUCUCUGAGCAACACUCAAGUGACAGACACCGGGCUCACCUCCUUGCGCCCCCUGCUGGAGCUGCAGGAACUGUGCUUGGACCGAACGGCGGUCAGCAGCCGAGGAGCGGCGGCGCUCAUUACCUGCCUGCCGCACCUCCAGGUGUUGGGCUUGGCCAGCACUCAUGUGGGCGACAAUGUCGUGCGGCGAGGUCUUAUCCACUGCCCUCAGCUGGUCAAGUGUAAUCUCAGCCGCACCAGAAUCACAGAUAAGAGUGUGAAGUUUCUGGCGCGCAUGCGUCUGACUCAGGUGAACCUCGACGGCACCGGCGUGAGCCGGGCGGGCGUCGCCGGCCUGCUGGCCUGCGCUCACAUUAGCAGCAUCCGCGCCAGCAACACACGUGCUGUGCCCAUUGACGACGUCUCCGACGACGACGGGGAAGCGCUGUUGUAGCGAUGAAAAACACUCCCCGCCCCCACCCUGUUUAAAAAAGAAAAGACUCCACCUCCACGUUUGCACUGUUACGCCGUUGAUCUGUCCAUCAGUCAUGCUUGAAAAUGUUAAAACACAAGACUCGUUGAUGUACAAGACGGCUUAGAAUCAGGAUAAGGCAUUGUUGGUUCAUGACCUUUUUCUGACCUUUAUGUUCCUAGUCGAGCAUAACUGGUGUGGUAAUCACGCCCUGGGUCAAAUUGACCCAGAGCAUGUUUUAACAUACCAAUCAUAAUCUAAUUGACCCAUUUGAAAAUGUAGCUUAAAUGAGCAGUAAUAAUAUUUGUUUUUCUGUAUUUUACUAUCGGGCUUUCAAAUGCGGUUCCGUUUAACCAUAACCAUAGGAUUCAAAAGCCUGCUUCUGAGAUCCAAACGUAUUUUGGAGUACAGUAUCGUCAAUUUUCAAUACAGGGCAAUUUUACCAUAACUGGUGUGUCAAACAUAGUUCGGGCCAAAUUGACCCAUUUGAAAAUCUCAAUUAUUUCUGAAUAUUUUUUGGCACGUUAUUUUUUUAUUCAGCGGGAGCAAUAAUGUUCUCAGCUCCAAAUGUCACCAUGUCUGGGGGUUAAACAUGGCGUGGGUGAAUUCAGAAAGUGCAAUAGUAUUUGACACUACUGUUUUGUUAAUUUUUCAGGAGCAGUAAAUAUGUUCCCGGGUCAGUUUGACCCCAACCAUGUUGAACACCCCGGUUUAAAGGUGUAAGCAGUUGUAUGAAAACUUUAUACAACCGCAGCAAACCAACGGCCAUCUGUAGUGAACAAAAAUGCUGCUGCUCUACCUUGUAGAAGCACAGAACAUGCACAGCAUGAUCGAUCCCAUGCAGCAUGAGAAACUUAAAUUCAACAUUGUGGCUACAUGUUUUUUGUUUUGCGUGGUUUAGUCUAAAACACAACUAUACAUUUUGUGUUCUUCCUAAUUCCUUGAUUUUGGUUGACCUAAACGGACAGAGUAGCGUGAUUUAGUUUCGAAUGGUCACUUUUGCUUUGACAGCCAGUUUUCUUCAUACUUUAUUCAAUUAAAAAAAAAUAU
Molecule: messenger RNA, 4184 nt
Organism: Hippocampus zosterae (dwarf seahorse)
Lineage: Eukaryota; Metazoa; Chordata; Actinopteri; Syngnathiformes; Syngnathidae
Exons: 16
Coding region: 276-3116 (946 amino acids)
Molecular function (GO): protein binding
Source: RefSeq, a predicted model, not a curated record